Messenger RNA from Plasmodium reichenowi, 687 nucleotides. RefSeq lists its product as hypothetical. The annotation marks the transcript as partial. Lineage: Eukaryota; Apicomplexa; Aconoidasida; Haemosporida; Plasmodiidae. The transcript has 7 exons. The record is from RefSeq and is a predicted model, not a curated record.
AAAGAAUUAAACAGGCACUUUCAAAUUCUAGCAAUAUAAAUUCUUUUCAAAACAAAAAAGAUGUAAUUAUUAACAAGGAUAAGAACAACAUUGUUAGAGACAAAAAAAUAAAUGAAUAUAAAUAUAAUAAGUCUUUGAAACACGAGAAAAAUAAAUCUAAAAGGGAUAAUAUAGAAUAUGUUAAAUAUAACAAUAAUGAUUUUGUUAUAAAUAAAGGAGAUACAAGAAAAAAUUAUGAGGAAGAAGAAUAUACUCUUUUGAUUCCGGAGGAUGAUACAAUUAAUAAAAAUAAAAUUAAUCUAACUAAAUAUGAAUAUUGUUAUAUUUGUGACAUGGCCAAGCCUUGUGAAUGUCCAGACAAUUAUUGUCCCUACGAAGAUAAUAACAACUGGAAGUGCAGAACCAUCAAGUCAAAUAUUCACUCCAACUUAACAGAAAUAUCGAAUAUUAUAGAAAAUAUUCAAACGAAUAAAAGGAAAAACGAAAAUCCCACAAUAACCAACAUGAAAAAAAAUCCAAUAAAAAAUAAUCAGACUAUUAUGAAAUAUAAAGAUAAGAAAAAGGAAAUUAAUAAAACUAUGAGUACAUAUGAAAAAUUUUAUCUUGAAAAGAUGAAAGUAGUAAAACAUAAAUUGAAUGAAGUAAAAAAUAAGAGUGACGAAAAUUGGGAUGUGAAUAAAGAGUUAA